Molecule: messenger RNA, 1344 nt
Organism: Rhopalosiphum maidis (corn leaf aphid)
Lineage: Eukaryota; Metazoa; Arthropoda; Insecta; Hemiptera; Aphididae
Product: alpha-tocopherol transfer protein-like
Exons: 8
Coding region: 107-1048 (313 amino acids)
Cellular component (GO): membrane
Molecular function (GO): phosphatidylinositol bisphosphate binding
Source: RefSeq, a predicted model, not a curated record
GGUGGUGUAGACGUUCACUAAGUUAAACGUGGAUUCGUAAUGCACACUUUUUUUCAAUAGAAUUUGUUAUAUAUUGUUUAUUCUGAAAUCUGAGUAUUAAUUUAAAAUGGAACAGUGUUUAAAUAUCGAAACGCUGAAAAUAGCAAAAGAAGAACUCAGGGAAGAUGAAGAAACACGGAAUAAUGCUUUAAGUCAAAUGCGCAUAUGGUUGAAGCAAAAUAAAAAAAUUAUUCAUUCUCGUAGUGAUGACAGCUUUUUGCUAAGAUUUCUUCGAGCCAAAAAAUUUAGUUUGCCGUUAGCUCAAGAAGCUUUGGAACGAUAUUUAUUAUUGCGACAAACAUUUGGUCGUCAACUCUUUAACGAACUUGAUAUCACGUGUCCACGAUUAGAAAAACUUCUGGAACUCGGGUAUAUAUUUGUAGUUCCGAAGCGUGACAAAAAUGGACGUAGGAUUAUCAUAACAAGACCAGGAGUUUUCAAUCCAUCAAUGUGGACUAAUGCAGAAAUGUGUAGAAUGCAUGGUGUUACAUAUGAAACAUUGAUGGAAGACCAAGAAAACCAAAUUCGUGGGUUUGUACACUACACAGAUGCAGCUGGUAUGUGCUUACAACAACUUACAUUAUUUACACCAAGAGAAGCUGUCAGAAUUGUUAAAAACGGAGAGCGAACACUUCCAAUGCGACACAAAGAAAUAUAUGGAGUAAAUGUACCACUUAGUUUAAAAUUUGCAUUAGAUUUUGGAAUGACCUUGAUAUCUGAAAAAAUUAGAAGUCGUGUAAAAAUAUUUAGUUCAAUAGAGGAGAGCCAUACAUAUGUUGAUAAGUCAUUAUUGCCUAAAGAAUAUGGUGGAGAAAUGGAAAUGUCAACAAUGAUAGAUUUAUGGAAACAAGAAUUGUUAGAAAAACGAGAACAAAUACUCAAAAAUGAAAAAAUGUCAGUAAGAGAGGAUAUGUUUAGUGAGGGUGCACGACAAGGACGAGUAUCAGCGUUGACAAACCACAAUCACCAUCACAUGGUUGGCAGUUUUCGUCAACUAACUGUAGAUUAGUUUUCAUAAUUUUGAACAUCAUUAUAUAAUUUGAACUUAUAUUUUAUGCAAAAUUUUAACAUUAAAAUGUUACAUCUUAAUGCAAAAUCUCUGAAAACAAAAAAAUGUUUAUGGAUUAUUCAAUGUAACAAAAAUACAUUAAAUUUUUGAUUUCUACAGAUAUGAAAGAAAAAUUUUUAAUCAUUAAUUAAUUGUAUAUUUAACGUAAGGGAAUUGAAUUAGAUCAUAAAUUCAAUAUUGUCAUAUUCAACAAAAUAAAUAAUAGUAAAUACCAACUUUAACAAUUAUUAUGAAUU